This is a messenger RNA of Coregonus clupeaformis (lake whitefish), 3839 nucleotides long. RefSeq names its product contactin-5-like. NCBI's taxonomy places the organism in Eukaryota, Metazoa, Chordata, Actinopteri, Salmoniformes, Salmonidae. Gene Ontology annotation, biological process: axon guidance; cell-cell adhesion. Gene Ontology annotation, cellular component: axon; plasma membrane. The transcript has 19 exons. Gene Ontology annotation, molecular function: protein binding. Bases 57 to 2723 code for a protein of 888 amino acids. The record is from RefSeq and is a predicted model, not a curated record.
UCAGUGGGAAGACGAGAGGAGGCGUGUCUGUAAGGGAAGGACAAGGAGUGGUGCUCAUGUGUACUCCGCCCCCUUAUUCACCAGAGAUUAUCUACAGCUGGGUGUUCAACGAGUUCCCGUCAAUUGUUGCCGAGGACAGCCGGCGGUUUAUCUCCCAGGUAACGGGCAACCUGUACGUGUCCAAGGUGCAGCCUAGCGACGUGGGCAGCUACAUCUGUCUGGUGAAGAACACGGUGACCAACGCCAGGGUCCUCAGCCCGCCCACGCCACUCACACUCAGAACAGAUGGUAUAAUGGGAGAAUAUGAGCCUAAAAUCGAGGUGCAUUUCCCCCCAUCUGUCCUGGCUGCCAGAGGAGUCACGGUGAGGCUGGAGUGUUUUGCCCUGGGGAAUCCCGUCCCAACCAUAACAUGGAGGAAGAUGAACGGUAACAUCCCUAAGAAGGCUCGUCUGAGGAAGUCCCAGGCUGUUCUGGAGAUCCCUGAUGUUCAGCUGGAGGACUCUGGGACCUACGAGUGUAAAGCGGAGAACCCCAGAGGUGGGACACCCUUCAAGGGACACCUCCAGAUCUACACCUUCCCCCAGUGGAUCAGUAUGAUAAACAACAGCCAGUUGGACAGUGGAGAUAAGCUGCAGUGGGAGUGUAAGGCCACAGGGAGGCCUAGACCCACCUACCGCUGGCUCCUCAAUGGAGAGCCGAUCACACCACAGAGCAGAGUGGAGGUGGUGAAUGGGGAACUAAUCAUCCAGAAGGUCCAGCAGACUGACUCUGGGAUGUACCAGUGUGUCGCUGAGAACAAAUACGGAGCCAUCUACUCCAGCGCAGAACUCAGCAUCUCAGCAUCAGCCCCAGUCUUCAGCCCUAACCCUGUCCGUCUGAUCGCCACGCUGGGGAAGGAUGUGUUGUUGGAGUGUAAACCCCGAGCGUCUCCCAAGCCUAGAGUAACAUGGAGGAGAGGAGACAGACGCAUUCAGCCCAGCAGAAGGAUAAUGUUGUUACGAAACAACACACUGAGGAUCAUCAACUCCAGCCGCUCUGACGAGGGGGACUAUGUAUGUCGAGCUGAGAAUCAGUUUGGCUCGGCUGAGAUGACGGCCAUACUCUGGGUAAAAGAGGCCAUGCGUGUGGACCUGAGCCCCAGCAGGGUGGAGGUGACGGUGGGGGAGAGCGUGGUGCUCAGCUGCAGGGUGUCACAUGACCCAUCUCUGGACGUGGCCUUCCAGUGGCUCCUCAACCAGCAGCCCCUCAACUUCCAACAGGAGGGUGGACAUUUUGAAUACAUCCAAACACAGUCCUCCACGGUGGACCUGAUGAUCAGAAGCAUCUUACUGCAGCAUGCUGGGAAAUACGGCUGCCGGGCUCAGACCAGCGCCGACUCUGUGUUUGCUGAGGCUGACCUCCUCGUCAGAGGCCCUCCAGGCCCCCCUGGUGUGGUGAUAGUAGAGGAGAUCACAGACACUACAGCCACCCUGUCGUGGAGUGGAGGGGUGGACAACCACAGCCCCAUCAGCAGCUACAACCUUCAGGCCCGGAGCCCCUUCUCCCUGGGCUGGCAGACCCUCAGGACAGACCCAGACCCAGUGACAGGGGACAUGGAGUCAGCCAUGGCUGUGGAGCUCAACCCCUGGGUGGACUAUGAGUUCAGGGUUGUAGCCAGUAACGCUAUCGGGACAGGAGACCCCAGUGCCCCAUCCAGGGGGGUCCGCACUAAAGAAGCAGUCCCGUCGGUGGCCCCAGCUAAUGUCAGUGGAGGGAACGGCCGCAGGCAUGAACUGGUAACUUCCUGGGAGCCUGUGUCUGAGGAGUUUCAGAAUGGCGAGGGAUUUGGCUACAUUGUGGCAUUCCGAGCCAAUGGUACGCGAGGCUGGAAGGAGAAAAUGGUGACAUCAGCAGAUUCCACUACAUACAAGUACAGAGACGAGACCUUCCCUCCCCUCACCCCCUUCCAAGUGAAGGUGGGAGUGUACAACAACAUGGGAGACGGACCCUUCAGUGGAGUGGUCACUGUGUACUCUGCAGAGGGGGAGCCCAGGGAUGCCCCAUCAGAGGUGAAAGCUUCCAGCAUUUCCUCUUCGGAAAUUAAAGUUACUUGGAGACCGCCCAACCCUGGUCAUGGGAGACCACUGGGAUACGAGGUGAGCUACUGUAAGGACAGUGAGCAGGAGGGGUCAAGGAACAAGAAGAGGACAGCAGGGAACGAGACGUCUAUGGUGCUGACAGGGCUGGAGGGGAACAGAGUGUACCGCAUCACAGUCAGAGGCUUCAACAGUAUCGGCCAGGGCCCUGCAUCGACCGCUAGCACCGCCAGGACCAGGAAAGACCCUCCAGUCCAUCCUCCAGCCAAUCUCAUGUGGAUUCAGGAAGGGACGAACGUGUCUCUAAACUGGGACCCAGUCAAGUCUAAAGACAACGAGUCAGAUGUCAUAGGAUACAAGGUGUUACUGAGCCAGGAGGGGCGUGUCCACCACCAGGUGAUGAGGACCAUCAACCCCUCGGCCGUCCUCUCUCUCCCUGAGGGGGGCACAUACAUAAUUGAGGUGCGGGCAGUGAGUGAGGGGGGAGAGGGAGCAGCCAGCUCCCAGGUCAGAGUACUCACCUCUUCAGGUGUCCGGGUGAAGAGUGGCCAGUGUUCGGUUCACAGCCUGCUACCGUGGCGCCUGACAUGGACAUGGACUACUGCUCUGCUCCUCUCUGUUCCUCUGGUGCCUUCAGCUUCCUGGUGAGGCUCCUCCUCCAUCCUGCCAUCCUCCUAUACAUGGAGGGACCACUCCUCCCUCUUCCAUCCCUCCCUUCCUCAGACUGUCUGCUUGCUCUGGCCUUACCCAUAAGCCAACCAGGACUGGAGCCUGCUGAGGGGAUCCACUUCUGACUCCAACAAACCAAUGGAUGGUCAACAAAUUACAUUCAUCUCUUUUAUUUACGUAUACAUUUUUCGGGAGCUGAACUAAACAUUUUGUGAUUUAAUUUAAAUUUGGCACUUCUUUCCAAACAUCACUUGUGUUGUACUGUAACUGUACAUUGUUGUGGAAAGUAUUUUAGUUUAAUCAUUUAGGAUGCAUCCCAAAUGGCACCCUAUUCCCUAUUUAGUGCCCAAUGGGCCUGGUCAAAAGUAGUGCACUAUUUAGGAAAUAGGGCAUCUAACUGCUUCAAGACGGCUGGCGACUGGCAUCUAACUGCUUCCAGACGGCUGGCGACUGGCAUCUAACUGCUUCCAGACGGCUGGCGACUAGAAUCUAACUACUUCCAGAUGCCUGGCGACUAGCAUCUAACUACUUCUAGACGGCCACAGCUCUGAGGCUCUACAGAGCGUGAACAAUUCCCUGAAAGCUGCUACUGAGGCGGUCUGGCUGUCUCUGUCUGACUGUCUGGCUGUCUCUGUCUGACUGUCUGGCUCUCUGGCUGUCUCUGUCUGACUGUCUGGCUGUCUGGCUGUCUGUAAGGCUGUAAUACUGGGAUCAGCCUCUCUUCUCAUUAGUUAUCUGCAUCCAUGUACUCCUUGGCUGCCUAACAAUCAUCACAGCAGCUCAGUAGAGAUCAGUGUUUUCUUAUUCACACAGAGAGAAGUGAAAGAAAAAACAUGUUUUAGUAGCAUGUUUUACCCCAGAAAUGUUACUAUUUCCAGACUAGCUUUUUGUACAUUGUGUUACCUUUAGAAACUAAACAAAACAAGUGAGUGGUGUGUGUUUCAGGUAGGUCAAAGUUUCUGUUUUUCUAAUAGCAAAGAGCUUGGUAAUGUGUUGGACUGAUGGAUGUAUCAGAGUACACCUGUACACCUGGACUCACCUGUGGUGCCCAAACAGAUCUUUAGACAAAGACUUGACGACUCUGUGGAAACUCAU